Molecule: messenger RNA, 5291 nt
Organism: Cavia porcellus (domestic guinea pig)
Lineage: Eukaryota; Metazoa; Chordata; Mammalia; Rodentia; Caviidae
Gene: Tcof1
Product: treacle ribosome biogenesis factor 1
Exons: 29
Coding region: 66-4895 (1609 amino acids)
Biological process (GO): nucleolar large rRNA transcription by RNA polymerase I
Cellular component (GO): nucleolus
Molecular function (GO): scaffold protein binding; RNA binding
Source: RefSeq, a predicted model, not a curated record
AGGGAAGCGGCGGGCGGGACCAAGGAGGGGCUUGCAGGUGAGCCGGUGGGCCGGGGGUCGCGGGCAUGGCAGAGGCCAGGAAGCGGCGGGAGCUGCUUCCCCUGAUCUACCAGCAUCUGCUGCACGCGGGCUACGUGCGCGCGGCGCGGGAAGUGAAGGAACAGAGCGGCCAGAAGAGUUUCCUGGCUCAGCCUUUCACCCUUUUGGACAUCUAUACACACUGGCAACAAACCUCUGAACUUGGCCAGAAGCGGAAGGCAGAAGACGAUGCAGCGCUGCAAGCCAAGAAGACUCGCGUGUCAGACCCCCUCAGCAGCUCUGAGAGCUCAGACGAGGAGGAGGAAGACGAAGAGGCAGAAGCCAGAACUGCCAAAGCUGCCCCAAGACCAGCAUCUACCAACUCCUUAGCCAGGGGAGUGGAUUUGCCAUCAAGCAUGAAAGAAAAGGCCAAGGCACAGGCCAGGAGCACCAGCAAGACCAUGAACUCUAUGCCACACCUCGCCCCGGGGAAAGCAGCGGGCCACUUUCUUUCUGGAAAGUCACCCAAGAAGUCAGCACAGUCCUCAGGAAGUAUCAUCCUGGUCUCAGAAACCGAGGAGGAAGGCAGCAUCCGGGCCCUUGGAGCCACUGCCAUACCUGGGACCGUGUCAGCUGACCAGGUGGACAACUCCAGCAAGGACAGCUCCAGCUCCAGCGAUGAAACAGAUGUGGAGGUCAAGUCCUCAGGGAAAGCAGCCCAGGUCAGGCCCUCACCUGCCCCUGCCAAGGAGUCUUCAGCAAAUAAGGUGGCCCCAAGCCCUAGGAAAGUCGGGGGCUUGGUACCCCAAGCCGGAGGAGGUGCGCUCACCCCAGCUGGGAGUGCCAAAGUGCUGAAAGAGGAUCCAGGGAACAGCAAGGAGUCUGAGAGUGAGGAAGAGCCCCCCAGCCAGGUGAAGGUGUCUGAGAAAAUCCUCCCAGUUAGAGCUGCCUCAGCCUCUACCAAGGGGACCCCUGGCAAAGGGGCCACAUGUGCACUCCCUGGGAAGGUGGGGCCCGUAACUGGGCAAGCCAAGGUGGGGAGGCCUGAGCAGGAGCAGGACUCAGGGAGCAGCAGCGAGGAGGAGUCUCACAGUGAGGUGGAGAUGCCGGCUGCCACGACUGCACCUCAGGCGAAGUCUGCAGGGAAGACCUCUCAGGUGAGAGCUGCCACAGCCCCUGCCAAGGAGUCCCCCAGGAAGGGCGCCCCUCCAGCAUGCCCUGGGAAAGCAGGGCCUGCAGCCACCCAGACCCAGGUGGGGAGGCAGGCGGAGGACUCAGUCAGCAGCAGCAGCAGCGAGGAGUCAGACAGUGACACGGAGACACCAGCACCCCAGGCCCCAGUGGCAAAGCCUGUCCAGCUGAAGCCCUUGGGGAAGACUCCUCAGGUGAGAGCUGCCCCAGCCCCUGCCAAGGAGUCCCCCAGGAAGGGCGUCCCUCCGGCACCCCCUGCGAAGACAGGACCUGCGGCCACCCAGGCCCAGAUGGGGAAGCGGAAGAGGGAUUCAGACAGCAGCAGCAGCAGCGAGGAGUCGGACAGUGACGGGGAAACACCGGCACCCCGGAUUCCAGCCACCAGCCCUGCCCAGGCAAAGCCCUCAGGGAAGAACCUCCAAGUCAGACCAGCCUCAGCCCCCACCAAGGAGCCGCUGGGGAAAGGGGCUGCUCCUAAGCCCCCUCAAAAGUCAGCACCUGUAGCUAUUCAAGUCAAGACUGAAAUGUCCAAGGAAGACUCAGACAGCAGCGACAGCGACGAGUCAUCUGACAGUGAGGAGGAGGCACCAGCAGCCGCUCCUGCGGCUCAGGAAAAACCAGCUCUGAAAACACCUCAGGCCAAGGCUUCUCCCAGAAAAAGCGCCCUCCUCACCCCAACAUCUGCCAAGGGCCCGCCAGUACGGGUGGGUACCCCAGCCCCCUGGAAAGCAGGUACAAUGACUUCUGCACCAGCACCCGCUCUGCCUCCGGGCACGCAGAGGCCAGAGAAUGAUUCUUUGAGCAGUGAGGAGUCAGAGGCUGAGGGGGCCACGCCUGCAGCAGCAGUGGCACAGACAAAGCAGCAAGCUGCCUCAGCACCCACCAAGGGGCCCGCAGGGCAGGGGGUUACCCCAGCGCCCCCUGGGAAGACAAGGCCCACCAUCGCAGCACCUGCUGGAAAGGCGAGACCUACUGUCACCCAUGUCAGAGCCGAGGCUCAUGAAAGCUCUGAGAGCAGUGAGGAGGAUUCUGAUGACAGUGAAGCGGCAGCAGUCAUGACCCCACCACAGGUGAAAGCCUCAGGGAAAACCCCUCAGGCCAAAGCUAGCCCAGCUUCCACCACAGCAUCUGCAGUCAAAGGGGCAGCAUCAGCUCCUGGGAAACUGGUCACUCCGGUUGCUCAAGGCAAACGCGGACCCAUGGCCAAGGCAAGUGGGGGGAAGUCACCAGUGAGAGCCCCCCAGAACGGUGCCAUCCCAGCAAGGGGCCAGGCAUCUGUGUCAGCGGUAGAGAAGGCAGUGACUGCGGCAGCCCAGGCUGAGAAGGACUCAGAGAGCAGCGAGGAGUCCUCAGAGAGCGAGGAAAAGGUGCCAGCCCAGGUGAAGCCCACAGGAAAGACCCCUGCCUCAGCUCCUGCCAAGGAGCCCCCCAGGAAGGGCGCCCCACCUGCACCCAUUGGGAAGACGGUGCCUACAGCCACCCAGGUGGGGAGGCAGGAGGAGAACUCAGUCAGCAGCAGCAGCAGCGAGGAGUCAGACAGUGACACAGAGACACCAGCGCCCCAGGCCCCAACGACAAACCCUGCCCAGCUGAAGCCCUUGGGGAAGACUCCUCAGGUGAGAGCUGCCCCAGCCCCUGGCAAGGAGUCUCCCAGGAAGGGCGCCCCUCCGGCACCUCCUGCGAAGACAGGACUUGCAGCCACCCAGGCCCAGGUAGGGAGGCAGGAAGAGGACUCGGACAGCAGCAGCAGCAGCGAGGAGUCAGACAGUGACGGGGAAACACCGGCACCCCGGAUUCCAGCCACCAGCCCUGCCCAGCUGAAGCCCUCAGGGAAGACUCCUCAGGUGAAAGCUGCCCCAACCCCUGCCAAGGAGUCCCCCAGGAAGGGCGUCCCUCCGGCACCCCUUGGAAAGACAGGACAUGUGGGAGGAGUCAAGCAGGAGGACUCAGACAGCAGCAGCGGUGAAGAGUCGGACAGUGACCGGGAGACAUUGGCACCCCAGACUCCAGCCCAGGUCCUUUCUCUGCAGAAAAACAUUACCUCAAAAACUGCCAGAAGCAGCACCGUGACCCCAGCUCCCCCAGAGAAGAACCCUGAGGGGUCCUCGGAGAGCAGUGACGAGGAGCUGCCCCCCAGCCAGGUGAUUAAACCCCCUCUGAUUUUUGUCGACCCUAAUCGUAGUCCAGCUGGCCCGGCUGUGACCCCCGCACAAGCCCAGGCUGCAAGUGCCCCAAGGAAGGCCCGGGCCCCCAGCAGCACUGCUGGGAGCUCCUCCUCCGAGAGCGAGGAUGAGGAUGUGAUCCCCGCCACGCAGUCCUCUGCACCUGCUGUUAGAACAGAUGCAACUAUGCCCACUACCUCCACAAGGACAGCCCCCAGAGCCAGCGCCAGCGAGGAGUCCAGUCGGGCAUCAGAAGACAAGAAACAGGAGGUGGCAGCCUCUCAGGUGACAAGGAAGAACCCAGCUUCCCUCCCACUGACACAGGCUGCCCUGAAGGUCCUGGCCCAGAAAGAGGCUGGCAGUGCUGCAGGAACACUGCCUGUGACGCAGCCUCAGAGCACCGCUGUCCAGGCCAGAGUGGCCAACAAGCUCAGACAGACCAAGCUGUCUGAAGGCCAGCAGAACACAGCCAUUCCCUCGGGCUGCCCCAAAGCUGAAGCCCCUGGAAGCUCGGAUGAUAGUGAGGACAGCAGUGACGACUCUUCAGAGAAUGAGGAGGAUGCUGAGGGACCUCAGAAGGCCAAGUCAGACCCCAGGCUGGCAGGUCCACCCCUCUCCAAGAGGGAGACCUUGGUGGAGGAGACCACGGCAGAGUCCAGUGAGGAUGAGGUGGUGGCACCCUCCCAGUCUCUCCUCUCAGGUUAUGUGACACCUGGGCUAACCAUGGCUAAUAACCAGGCUUCAAAAGCCACUGCUGGACGAGAGUCGAACCCCACAAUUUCCUCUGCUUCAAGAACUAAAGACCCAGCUGGAAAGCCAGCAGCAGAGUCCCAGCCAGCAGGCAUCAUGUCUCCUAAACCAGGUCGGAAAGAGGCUGCCUCAGGCCCCACAACUCAGAAGCCCCGGAAGCCCAAGAAGAGGCCUGCGAGCACCGAAGCCUCCCUGCAGGCACUGCAGAGCAGCAUCACCCAGCGUCUCCUGGGCCAGCCCUGGCCCCUGAGCGAGGCACAGGUCCAGGCCUCCGUGGUCAAGGUCCUGACUGAGCUGCUGGAGCAGCAAAGGCAGAAAGCCACAGACGCCACCAAGGAGAGCAGCAGAAAGGGCCAGAAGCGGAAGCUGUCGGGGAACCAAGCAGCCUCCAAAGCUCCCAAGAGCAAGAAGAAGAAGCAGCUGGCGGCUGGGGAACUCAAGGAGGGUGCUGCUUCCUCAGAAAAGGCCUCGAGGACUUCCAAGGGGAAAUCAAAGCGAGGCAAAGCCAGUGGCGACAUCAAGGAGAAGGAGAAGGGAGCUCCUGGCUCUGGAGGGGCCAUGGCCAAGCCUGAAGGGGAGCUUCCAAAGGUGGAGGGUGGAGAUCAGAAUGACCCCAAAACCAAGAAAGAGAAGAAGAAAUCCAGUAAGAAAAGAAAAGACAAAGAAAAAAAGGAAAAGAAGAAGAAAGCAAAAAAGGCCUCAGCUAAAGACUGUGACUCACCAUUCCAAAAGAAAAAGAAGAAAAAGAAGACGACGGCCGAGCCAACAGUGUGAGGGGCCAGGCGCCCAGUGCAGGAGCUGCAUAGUGCAGUGUCGACCACCCGGGGCCUCCGCCCUCUGCCUGCCGUGGGUCAGGACUGAAUUCUGAAUUUCCCUGCCCUGCACGGGAGACAGCAGCCAGCCUCAAGGCCUGCGGGAGGGCGGUGGGGGACAGGGGGCCCUGCCUUGGGCCUCGCCCCGCCUUCCCUGCCACAGCGCUUCUAGAGAUGUGUACAGUAUAUAUAUUUUUUUAAGUGACCUGCCUCUUCCUUCACCUCUAACCCAUCCCAGGGCCUCAGGCCUCGCACCGCUGUGCUUCGCAGACGCAGCUGUCGUGUGCCAUGUGGUCUGCAGCUGAUCUAGAGGCUUUGUCCUCUCCUGAGAACUCAGAAAUAAAAGAGUUGAAGGAAA